Lodderomyces theae is the source of this 1125-nucleotide messenger RNA. RefSeq lists its product as uncharacterized. The transcript has a single exon. The record is from RefSeq and is a predicted model, not a curated record. Lineage: Eukaryota; Fungi; Ascomycota; Pichiomycetes; Serinales; Debaryomycetaceae. Bases 1 to 1125 code for a protein of 374 amino acids.
AUGAGUCUUUGCGAGAGCUAUAACUCAAGCGUGACGUUUUCCGCCACUGAACGGUCAAAGGAUACCUGGUCAACAUUACUGCUCCCCGCCCUUGCCUCGAAUAGGCAGCAGUUGGUUAUCUUACUAGCGAAGGUGAUGCACACCAUUGAUGGAUGCCCCUACUACGACACACAUGCACUACUCCUUGCCCACAGGCAACUAUGUGACGAUUUAUCUACAUUGAGGGAUCUUGCGGCAACACAACCGGAAGAUAUGGAAAGUUUCACCGCAUUUAUGGCAAAUAAUCGAUUGGACCAUAUCAUGAACAAGGUUAUAUUUGAUAGCUUUCUCAAUGGGGGAGCCAUUUACACAACUUAUAGAGUUUUCCUUCCAACCCAUCAGCUAAUUGCUAUAUUGUUUCUGAUUUGCGAAACCUGUCAAGUUACUUUCAAGCGUGAACUCUUUCUUGACUCAAUCGACCAGAUGAUCAACUUGAGGGCAAAAUAUUUGGCUGCAAACCGACUUGAACCCAGGAGUAUCAUUGGAAACAUCAUCGAGGAUGUCUUGAGCAAACUUGCCCCAGAUCCCGAAAUCUUACAGCUUUUGAGAGAGCUGUUACGUGGUUGUAAUUCGUCCAGUGAAGCCAAGUUUCUCAUGGGUGAUAUAGCUGCUUUCACCACCAACUUGAACAUGGAUGCGGUCAUUGCUCCUGAGGAUUUCGACCAGUUGAAGAAGUCAUUUGAAGAGAUUCUUGUUCUCAUGUUAACUAGAAACUACAACGAGCUAUACAGAGAUACUUAUAAAGUCAUUCGAGAUUGCUACAACACCUACUUUCAUCACAUCAAUCUCAACACAGGGGUUUACGAACCGAAUUCCACGCAACAAAAUUCGGAUGUGUACCAGUACGAGGUGUCCAGUGGAAUUGGACCCAACUUAUCAGUCAGAUACGAAGAGCAACCAAGUCAGCAUCCCAACACUUGGGUUCCCAGUUUUCUAGAGGAUGAUCACUACAAUGAAAACACAAACACAGUUAAUCGUGUUGAAAUAGAAAAACCAAGAAGAAACCCGUUCAAAAUGAUCUUUCGUAGACGGGUUCUAACAGAAAAGAGAUGGCAUUUGUUUCACAGAAAGCAACACGAAGUUUGA